UAAAUGUUUUGUUGUUGACCGUUAAAAAAUAUUAUUCGACAGCGGAAGGUACGCUAAAAAAUUUACGUCACUUCCGCUGGAAAGGGCCGGUGCGACACUGCUAAAUUUGGUACCGAUUGCAUUCCAAGUAAAUACGCAACCAAAAGGGACAAGCGGUAGGAAAUGGAUGGGAUGGAUGUUGCUGAUAUGUUCUACUUUUUGGAAUUUGACAAGAUUAUUACAUGUUUUGUGAUUUUGAUGACAAAACAAAAUAAUACACUUUAUAUUUGUACUUGUUAGUACACUUAAAAAAUAUAGCAACAAACUAUUUAACAUAGAAAGUAUUAAGAAAAUGCAUUGUUUUUUUUAGGAAAUAGGGAAUAAAAGGAAAUUGUGCAAAAUAAGUCAAAUAAAAAAACAUUUCCAUUUAUUUUCUCAAGCACCCUUUCGACACCAAGAGGGACAAGCGGUAGUAAAUGGAUGGAUGAAUGGAACAUAGACAUUUGCAUUAAAAGGGACAAAAGCUAGAGAAUGGAGGAUGGAGCUUAUUAAAUUGAUCUCACAAUGCCAGAAUCAAGCCGAUAGUUACUAUCCUGAGUAUCGACGUUGUAGAUAUUUGGACCGACUCGACCACGUUGAAGUUGCCGACCCACUUUUGCCAACUACCAAUAUCGUCUCUGGCCAACAAAUACACUUUUCAUUUAGGAUGUCAGCUAUUCGUUUAUUAGAAAUCCUAUUUUUCUUGUAUUUUGCGUCUCACAUUCCUAUCACGUUGUUUAUCGACUUGCAAGCUGUUCUCCCGGAUUAUUUCUAUCCCCAAACUCUGAAAGACGUCGUCCACUUCUACGCGGAGAACUUUAACGAUCCCAUGCUGUUGGAUCCUCCGGAGUGGUUCAGGUCCUUUAUCGUCUGCGAGGCUUUGUUUCAAACUCCCUUCUUUCCCGUGGCAGCCUACGCUUUCUUCAAGGGAGGCUGUCAGUGGAUCAGGACUGCGGCCAUUGUUUAUUCCUCGCACGUAGCUACCACGCUGGUCCCGAUUCUGUCACACAUCCUCUUCCAUGAGUUCCCCGUUGACGGCCCGCGGGGCCCGCAGACGCCACGUGAACGCUGGAUGCUUGCCUCCAUUUACUUUCCGUACUUGUUAGUUCCUGUGCUGCUGCUGUGCACCAUGUUGCUGUCGUCAACGUACAAUCCCAGCAAAGCGUCUGUCAAGAAAGCCAAGAAGAAGAACUGAGGUGUUUCCAAGAGAAUAUACACCUUCUGGACUCCUACCUAUGAAGACUUUCUGGACACUUCCCUCAUUAUUAUGCAAUAAAGCUUUUAUAUUAAUAAUAAACAAUUAAAUAAUUGACAAAAAUAUAUAAGAGAUUAAGUAUUAAUCUUACACAUUUUUAUUAAUUAAAAUCUACAAAAGGACAUUUUCUUAUUUUGUUUAAAAUAAUUAUAAUUACAGUCUGCCUUUUGUCACUUUUC
Nerophis ophidion (straightnose pipefish) is the source of this 1452-nucleotide messenger RNA. It is a transcript of the gene tmem97, whose product is annotated as transmembrane protein 97. The record is from RefSeq and is a predicted model, not a curated record. NCBI's taxonomy places the organism in Eukaryota, Metazoa, Chordata, Actinopteri, Syngnathiformes, Syngnathidae. Gene Ontology annotation, cellular component: endoplasmic reticulum. Bases 518 to 1213 code for a protein of 231 amino acids. The transcript has 3 exons.